Molecule: messenger RNA, 735 nt
Organism: Cotesia glomerata
Lineage: Eukaryota; Metazoa; Arthropoda; Insecta; Hymenoptera; Braconidae
Gene: zetaCOP
Product: coatomer subunit zeta-1
Exons: 5
Coding region: 119-655 (178 amino acids)
Biological process (GO): intra-Golgi vesicle-mediated transport; intracellular protein transport; retrograde vesicle-mediated transport, Golgi to endoplasmic reticulum
Cellular component (GO): COPI vesicle coat
Source: RefSeq, a predicted model, not a curated record
CAUAUAUACCAUAUACCAUGGGACAGUAAAAAUAAAUCAAUCCAACAAUUCACGUCACCCGUUAUAGUGUCUGAUGACAUAUUCGAUUGUGUUGACACGUUUAUAAAAUAGCAUUAAUAUGGACGGGCAACUAUUGGAACCAUCUCUGUACACCAUCAAGGGAAUGGUAAUCUUGGACAACGAUGGCCACCGAAUCUUAGCAAAGUACUACGAUAAAAAUAUAUUCCCAACCUCUAAGGAGCAGAAGGCCUUUGAAAAAAAUUUAUUCAACAAAACUCACAGGUCUAAUACUGAAAUAAUAAUGCUUGAUGGAUUAACGUGCGUUUAUCGUAGCAAUGUUGAUUUGUAUUUUUAUGUCAUGGGAAGUUCUUACGAGAACGAACUGAUCCUGAUGACGGUGUUGAACUGUCUGUAUGAUUCAAUCAGCCAGAUCCUGAGAAGGAACGUUGAAAAACGGGCUGUCUUGGACAGCUUGGACAUCGCCUUGCUCGCCAUGGACGAGAUUUGUGAUGGAGGAAUCAUCCUAGAUGCUGAUGCUGCCAGUGUCGUUGGACGAGUCGCGCUCAGAACUGAUGACAUUCCACUGGGAGAGCAAACAGUCGCUCAGGUACUCCAAUCAGCCAAAGAGCAACUCAAAUGGUCGUUGCUUAAGUAAAAUAUUUAUAAAUAACUAAUUCGAAAUAUUAAGUGUAAUUUUUAUUCUAAUCUUUUUCGGUUAAUUUUUAGUUUUAUUAU